CAUCCACUGGGCAAAAUACAAUGCACAAUGACAGCCGCCGUGCAAAAGUGUCAUCAAAAGCUAAUGAUUUUCAUGACAGUGAUAAAACCGAGGGUGUGUGAAAAAGGCAAACGGCAUCAGAUCAGCGAUACUAUUAUUACAGUGGAUUGAAAAUCAACGUAUGAAUCGCAUCACAAAGUGCAAGCAAACUCGAUGUGAUAAAGAACGGAACGGCAUUCUCCAUCCUGUAUAGCCGCGUACGGUUCGCGUCUGCGUCACACAUUUUCUGUGCGUGUGUAGUUCGGCUGUGCUGCUGGGUGACAGGUAUUGCACCGAUAGUUUGUAGGCUCUCGACUGUACCCCAUCGCGAGGUGUUAAGCGAAGAAAGUGAUAAUUUCCGAUAAAACAAAGUACAGUUACCAUAUUGUGUGCCCGAAUCCUUUAGCAAAUAAUUUAAGCGCAACUCGAGUUUCUAUGAUGUGGACAUGAGUACUGCAGCGUUUACGUAGUGGAAAAGUGUGUGAACAGUGAAAAUGGAACAUCAGGUGAAUGUUUAAUGAUGUAGCGCCAUCCAGGGAAAUUGGAAAGAAUGGUACAAAGAUGAAAGCAUGCAAGUAGCAAACCGAGGCUCAACCCUUGCAAGUUCCGUGAAGUGGCGAAAACAGUUCAAACCGAAAGCAAAUUUCCGAAGGGCUGGUAUCUUUUUCGGGCCUCCGCAGGCAGCGCCGAGUGUGUGGAAAAAUCAAUACUAAUAUAAAAAUUAACAAUGGCGGCAGGGAUCCAUGCUAGUGCGACCGUAUGAGAGCAAACGGGACAGAGCGAACGGACCACCACGAAUGUGGAAACGAGACACGGGAAAAGGUGAGCGAAUGAGUAGCGUUCGUUUGCGGUACCGGCAAUGGCAGUGAAGAAGGGAAUGUAUAAAAUGCACCCCAAUUAUUAUCAUCCCUCAAAGACGAACACCAUCGCAACGAACAUGCGAUAAAGGUGAACACAUCGCAUCGUAGCGCACAAAAGAUACUCUCGAGGCAAGAAAAACUGCGUACGAGCGAGAGGAAACAAAAUUUUCGUUCCUCGAUUUUGCGAACGAGAGAAAAAGAGAAAAGCAGCAGCAUAAGAGCAUAAGCGGGUGCAAUCAUCGAUACAACACACCACUACACAAAGUGUGCAAGAGAGUGUGUGAGAGCGCAGCAUAAAGCAUAGCGAAAAACGCUCCUUCUGGUCGUCCUUGUAGCAAAAGUACCAACGGGAUAGGAUAAAAAAAUAACAAAAGGCCUUCGCCAGGAGCAGCAGCGCAAGGAGAGUGUGUAGCCGUGUGCCGUUCGGAAAAAAAGAUUGAUGGUGCAAAAAUAUCUUUUCGCCAGCACAACGGCAACUGCAGCAACAAUCAGCAGAUUAUUCCCGUUGCCAAAUCGUUUCCCGAAGCACUCCAACCGAGCGCCAUUGCCGAGCGGCGGUCCUGCCUACUGCUGCUGGUAGGUGGGGUGGUGUGUGCGCUGGUGGGUCGAUAGGGCGAAAACGUAUCCGUGUGUGCACGGUGCUCCAAAAAAUAAAACUCACUCACCCCCGAAAAUGCACAGCAUGAUCCAGAAACACAGAAAAGGAUCGCGACGUAAACUUAUCAGCGGCUGCAACCAUCACACCGUCGGAUGUGUCCGGAAAUCGCUCAACGGCUUACUUGAUUGUGAUUAUUUCAACAUUCCUGCUACCAUUGCUGCUUCUGCUGCUACCGAUGCAAACACACACCCUGCUACUAGUGGCAGUAGUACACCCAGCACCACGAUAUCCUCCAUCCCCGCACGACAGCGGCGAAGAAGACGACGAAGGCCGGCCACCAACAACACCGUCUACGAUGAGAUCGAAAUACGUCACCACAGCCGAAGAAGGGCCGGGGAAGCAGCACGGGAAGAAGAUGGCUGCUGGAAUGGUAUCUUUCCCACCACCCACACCACCACCCCCCUUAUACCGGCGGUACCGGAACGAUAUCAUCAGUCAACACUAGUGUCUGUGCCCUCGCACCACAGAAGCAGAACGAAACUACUGUAUAGAAGUAUUGUGCAAAUAUGUUUGGCCUUGUUCUUGAUCUUAGGAUGCUGUGAUGCAGCUAAACAGGAAGUUUUACAAAGUGGAACGGGGUGUGCAUUUCCCAAGCGAUGGGAAGGUCAAUGGUUUCAAUCCGGUGUACAACAGCCAAUUACAAUAGAAGGAUCCACAUUAAGUACUAGGGGCCGGUGCAUUGCUAGUGAAGGCGAUAAAUUUUUAUUAGUUAAUGGCAAAGGAUGUCACCGGUGCGUUGUAAUUUAUCAGAAGCACAUAAACAUACUCCAGUAUAAAGAAAGUGAGUGUGAAGAUUUUUAUACAGGCCAGUUGAAUCCAGCUGCAAUGCCUAUUCAUAGCGUUUUAAAAAGUGAUCGGGGCUUAGCUCAUCCCAACAUGAACGGGCAUUCAAGAAUAUCGUCAUCGGAUCCAUAUAUGCGAUCCAAUGAAGAUAGCGACAAUUGCAUGGGAUGUAAGGGUCGCGAAACAUUGCAUUACCUUUGCGAACAAAUCCCGGGUGAUGCUCUAUUGUACAGUAUGUUUAAAAUAAAUCCAGAGCCAAUUAAAUGUCCACUGUCAGGAUCUUAUACUUUCACCUAUAACCGAGGACAUGGUGAAUGUAGGAGCCCAGUCUCGAAUAUGGAAAUGUGUACAGAAGACAGUAGACUACUGCUAAGUUUUCAGGCAUGCCCUGAUGUACCUGGGACCGAAAGCACGGUUGAAGAACUAACAUGCUUAGCAUGGUGGAAAGAUGGCAAUUCACGCUAUUUGGUGGGACUGGUUUCACAUCAUCAUGCAACGUCGAACGAAGAACGAUUUAGAUGCUUCGUGUACGAAAAGUUGAGCGGUUCGGAUGCAGAGUACAAACUGGCACAGUCUGGUGAUGCUACAUGUAACGGACUGGAAAGUGCCGAGGUUGGCUCUCGAAUCAUGACACUCAAGAAAGCUCCCCUAAUGGAUCGUUGCGACUUUCCCGUCUGGUUCAAAGGUCCUCGUUUCUGGCAUGCAUUGAUGGGCAGUGCACAUUACGUAUUCGACGCUAGCGAUGGGUCGUUGCACAUCAAGAAACCGAAUGGCCACACGGUAGCUCGUUCUCUUUGUGAACAAAUCAACAAGCAAACUUCCUCGGAAAUGAUGGUCGUAGUGCAUCACACAAUGGGAUGCAAAUCCGGAUUUAUGUGUGUAAUGUUCUAUAGAAGAGAUACGCACGUAGCCGAGCUACAAAUGGGAACACCGACGGCAAGGUUGGAAGAUGCAUGUACGACUGAAAACUUUGACGUGCAUCGAACACCGUUCGUUACUUUGCUUGCAAACAACUCUGAAACGCAGCUCUGUCCAUUAGAGGGUCAAUAUAUGAUGAAAGGUUUCCUAAUGCCAACGUCGUCUAUUUCACGGCACAAACGCAACCACAACAACAAAGCUCGUUCACAUCGACACUGGGAUGUGGUCGGAUACCGCAACCAGGAGAGCGCCAUUAGCGGUAGUAGCAGCACCGGUGCGGCCGGUGGUAUUGUGGGAGGUUAUAUAGGAUUGGAAGCGAAGCGAAGAUCCUUUCUACCACGAUCGCGACGUACACCGACCGAAUCGAGAAAUGAUACGUACUCCGCGUUUCAUGUCGAUGGUGAAGCUGGUGCUAUGGCAAGAUUACGUCGGGAAACGGCUGGCGGGUGCAACAUUAAUCACAAUACCAACCGGCAACUGUUAGUUGGAUGUAACGAGAAUAGCAUAAUUGAAGUCAAACCAAAAUGUAAAACCGAUGAUGAGGAAUUAUUCACGUGUCACGGUCACUGGCAGGAAAACCAAACGACGUACAUUAUUGCAAAGCACUCAUUCUCCCAGCAUGGUGUAUGUAUCAGUUAUGUGCCAAUGGAAGGCAAUCACGUACAACUGUUCGUCGGGGACACCUGUCACCGUGCCAACAUGCAGUCGGGCCAGCACAGAUCAAUGCCAGCCAACAUUACCAGUUACGGUAAAUGUGGUGAGGUGAACAGUUCGUUAAAGCUUCACCCGCAUCACAUUUCGCUUUAUUCCUUCGUCUUAUCGGUGCUGCUAAUGGGAGGUGUUCUGAGAUGAUCAGUUGCAGCCGAAACUGAGGAUUAAAUGUAUUGAAAUCAUGUACUUCUUUCGGUGCAUUGUAAGUGAUCGUAUUUGUUUGUGUACGUGUUGAUGUGUGCGUACCGAAGAACAGUAGAUUGCAUGUUAGUCAACUACGACCGAAUCUAGAAGCAAGGAGAGGAGAGCUAGGUUGUUUGCGAAUGAUAAACGACCAGAAGCAAAAAGACUCGUCUGUUUGAUACCGUGUAAAACAUUGGGAAUGGGAUGGGUUCAUGGCAUUGAUGAAAGAGCGCAGUGUAACGGCAAGGGAAUCGGUACAUCGACAAAAUGUACAAAGCGAGACGAGUGAAGCUAAAUUGUUUUUAUAUUAUUAUUUAUUAAAUUAUGUUCUACGUUGCACUUUUUUUAAAUCUCUACUUGUUGUGAUACGAUAAAAAAGUAACAAAACCCGACCACCCCAUAUGCCUGGGCGGUAAAGCACACAGGACAGGAAUGAUAGUUAUAGGAAGAAAAAAAUGUGUUAUAACUUUACUUGCCAGCCUCGUCUUGAACACUCCAAUGCAAGAAGAGGAUCGAAGGUGUUCGCUUAAGUGAUCGAAUAUUCGACACUGCAUUUAUUCGCUUGGAAAGGCAAAACAAAACAAAAAAAAUCAAUCCUUCGAGCGUUAUACAGCUACACUACGCGACUUUUGUUUUUCCCUCCAAUUAUUUAUGGCAUUAUGCACGUGAUUGUAAAGCUUUGUAAAACUGGCAUAUGUAUGAUGAUAUUUGUGCCCGGGGGUUCUUGCUGUGCAGGGAAGGUGGCAACAAUGGCUAAUCUUUUCAACCAAUUGGAAAGAAUGGCAUUGCUGUACGGAUUUGGGGCAGUGAUGUGAAUACGGCAGCGUACAUCCACAACCUGUUUCUCCUCCAUACGCUUGCCACAGAGACGGGAUGGAGAUGCGUUAAACCAUGUGGGUGAAACCGAUAAAAGGCUAAAAUAAAUUAAAACAAACAAAAAAAAAACCUACUGCACA
Molecule: messenger RNA, 5087 nt
Organism: Anopheles funestus (African malaria mosquito)
Lineage: Eukaryota; Metazoa; Arthropoda; Insecta; Diptera; Culicidae
Gene: aus
Exons: 15
Coding region: 1552-4089 (845 amino acids)
Source: RefSeq, a predicted model, not a curated record